GUUGUGAGGCGCUGCGGAGGGCGGCGCUGGCCCUGGCAGCGCUUGCGGCCGCCGCCCGCAGCCAGGAGGGUGAGGAGCAGCCAGGCCCCGGCUGGGGGCUGCCCGCUUUUCACAGAGAGAAGAAAGAUGGAAAGUAAUGCUGUGCUGCUGGAAUCCAAGUCCUCUCCCAUCAACCUGCUGAACGAAAUGCAUCAGCUGCGUCUCCUGGGCCACCUCUGCGACGUGACGGUCAGUGUGGAGUACCAAGGUGUCAGGGCAGAGUUUGUGGCCCACAAGGCUGUCUUGGCAGCCACCAGCAAGUUUUUCAAGGAGGUGUUCCUCAAUGAGAAGGGAAUGGAUGGCCCCAGGACCAACGUGUUCCUCAAUGAAGUCCAGGUCGCUGAUUUUGCUUCAUUUCUGGAGUUUGUCUACACUGCUAAGGUAGAGGUGGAAGAAGACAGAGUGCAGCGUAUGCUUGAAAUAGCUGAGAAGCUGAAGUGCUUAGACCUCUCAGAAACCUGCUUUCAGUUGAAGAAGCAGAUGCUGGAAUCGGUGCUGUUGGAGCUGCAGAACUUCUCUGAAUCACAGAGCUCUGAGGAAGAGAGCUCUACCCAGUCGAGCACUCCGAUGGAGUCCAAAGCAGCUGCUGUGGCGGAAGCUGACCAGGCAGGCUGUCCUUUGGCUCCUCCAGAUGGCCCAGCAGACAGGCCCAGCAGCAGAGCGUCUCCUGAAUUCCCAGCUGCCAAAUCAAAAGAGAAAAUGGACAAGAAGAAGGAGAUGGUGAAGCCUCCUUACGCCAAGAUCAGGAGGGCGAGUGGGAGGCUGGCUGGGAGGAAAGUGUUUGUGGAGAUCCCGAAGAAGAAAUACACGAGGCGGCUGAGGGAGCAGCAGAAGGAUGGAGGGGUUGCUGUGGAAGAAAACAGGUGUCCUCAAGAGCAGGAGGUGUGCGAUGUGGAGAGGGAGGAGGAGGAGGAGGAGGAGGAGGAGGAGGAGGAGCAGCCGCCGGCAGAGAACAGCAUCAAACCCGAGAGCAAAGAAUGCAGCUUUGAAUCGGGAGCAAACCUGCCGAAGUCCGAAGAGGAUAAAAAGAGGCGAGGCAGCAACUUCAAGUGCAGCACCUGCGAGAAGGAGUUCCUCUACGAGAAAAGCUUCCUCAAGCACAUCAAGCACAGCCACGGCAUCGCCGCCGAAAUCGUUUACCGGUGCGAAACCUGCAGCCAGACCUUCGCCAACCGCUGCAACCUCAAAAGCCACCAGCGCCACGUCCACAGCAGCGAGCGCCACUUCCCUUGUGAGCUCUGCGGUAAGAAGUUCAAGAGGAAGAAGGACGUCAAGAGGCACAUUCUCCAGGUUCAUGAGGGUGGUGGGGAGCGUCAUCAGUGCCUACAGUGUGGAAAGGGGUUGAGCUCCAAAACUGCCUUGAGGCUCCAUGAAAGGACGCAUACAGGCGACAAGCCUUAUGGGUGCACAGAGUGUGAGGCUAAAUUUUCUCAGCCUUCUGCACUUAAAACACACAUGAGAAUCCAUACUGGUGAAAAGCCUUUUGUCUGUGAUGAGUGUGGUGCCAGAUUCACUCAGAAUCACAUGCUGAUAUAUCACAAACGUUGUCACACAGGGGAAAGACCUUUUAUGUGUGAAACCUGCGGGAAGAGCUUUGCCUCUAAGGAGUAUCUGAAACACCACAACAGAAUCCACACCGGAUCCAAACCCUUCAAGUGUGAAGUUUGCUUCAGAACGUUUGCACAGAGGAACUCCCUUUACCAGCACAUAAAAGUCCACACAGGCGAGCGGCCCUACUGCUGUGACCAGUGUGGGAAGCAGUUCACCCAGCUGAACGCGCUGCAGCGCCACCACCGCAUCCACACCGGUGAGAAGCCCUUCAUGUGCAACGCCUGCGGCAGGACCUUCACUGACAAAUCCACCCUGCGGCGCCACACCUCGAUACAUGAUAAAAACACCCCCUGGAAGUCCUUCCUUGUCAUCGUGGAAGGAGCAUCUAAGAACGAUGAAGGUCACAAAACAGAGCUUCCUGAUGAGGAGUAUGACAUGUCACCUAAAAUCCCAGAGAAGCUGCUGUCCUUCCCAGAGAAUGGCCACUAUCAGAGCUUGGCUGCUGUCCCAGGCAGUGUGACCCCCCUGCAUGACAGCAGCUCUGCAGCAGGAACAGACUGCAAGUCCAAUGGGACACCACGACCACAGGAAGCCCUCAUGGCUACCACUCUGAGUGACCUGACAGUGCUUCACACACAGACUGACUCUGCUCAGCCACAGCUUCAUGCACUGGUCAAUAUGGAAUGAUUUGUUUCUUUACAGACUCUUUGUACAGCCCUUUGCCAGUAUCCUGCUGUGGGAGCUAGGAGAAACUAUAAAAAGGAAGCAGGACUAGAUGUGAUUUCUAGAGCUGGAUUCCAACAAGGAAUUUCCAGCAUUCCCUCCAUAUCAGGACAAGCUGGGAGAUGAUGGGAUUGAGAACAGCCCUGAUGAAAAGAACUUGGGGGUGCUGGUGGGUGAGAAGCUGGGUAUGAGCCAGCAAUGGGCACUUGCAGCCCAGAAAGCCUGGGCUGCAUCAAAAGAAGUGUGGCCAGCAGUGGAGAGAGGUCAUUCUGCCGUUCUGCUCUGCUGAGACCUCACUUGGGGAGUACUGUGUUCAGCUUUGGGACCCCCACACAAGAGAGUCCAGCACUGGAGGGCCACAACACUGACUGGAGAGCUGGAGCACCUCUCCCAUGAAGACAGGCAGAAAGAAUUUGGGCUGCUCAGCCUGGAGAAGAGAAGGCUGUGGGGAGACCUUAGAGCUGUAUUUCAAUAUCUGAAGGGGACUGAGGAGGGACUGUUUGAGAAGAGCUUGUGGUGAUAGGGUGAGGGGUAGUGGUUUGAAACUGGAGCAGGGGAGAUUUGGGUUGGACAUCAGGAGGAAGUUCUGCACAAUGAGAGUAGAGAAAUACUGGAAGAGGCUUCCCAGGGCUGUAGUUGAGUCCCGUCCCUGGAAAAAUUUAAGCUCAGUGGGCAGCCUGAUGUAGUUGGAGGUGUCCCUACUGACUGAAGUGUUGGGUAGAUUCCUAGAUUCAUAGAAUGGUUUGGGUUGGAAGGGACCUUAAAGGUCACCUAGUUCCAGCCCCCCUGCCAUGGGCAGGGACACCUUGCACUAGCCCAGGCUGCUCAAAGCCUCAUCCAACCUGGCCUUUAACACGGUCAGGGAGAUAUCAGGGCCAGAGGUGCAUCCCUCUUCUAGGAGAUGGGGAUUUUGAAAGUGGGAGCCCUGUGUCAUCAAGGACAUCUCAGGAGAGCACUGGAUGAUGUCUGAGCCUGGUUGCCACGCAGAGGAGCAAAUCUGAAUCCUGGCUCCGUGAUGGAAAGAGCUGCUCCCACCUGUCUUGUUACCCUGCUUGGCUCCUACUUCACCUCAUAGAUCAGCUGGUCCUUGCUAUGCCCAGGACAGGUUGCAGGUGAGCAGCAUAACUUCUCCCUGGCUCUGAGCUUUCAGCUUUUUUAUGAAAAGAACUGUAAAGAAAAAAAAACCACAACUAUUUAUGAGCUGUAAGCAUCUUUAGUCAUAAAUAAACUGGAGUGCUUUGCUUUUCUUAAGCUCAGGAAAUGCUAGUUCAAAGGUGCAUUAUAAAAUAGCAGCUGGUUGGGCUUCUUUCUUAAAGCUUUGGAUGAAAAGUGAGAUAAAAUGACAUUAAAAGAAUUUAUUCUACUCUAAGAGUCAGGUUCAGAAUGGACAAAGAAGCUCGGUGCUGAAGGAGAUAUUUUUUCAAGGUGUUUCUUACUCAGUUCUGAAGCUUCACCUUUGACACACAAAGGGAUUUUUUUAUAUGAUUGUCAAUAUGUUUUACAUCCUGUCAGCAACAGUAUGAGGCUUAAAGUAUUCUGCUUUAUUCUGUAUGUCUUGCUUUCCAAGAGGACAAAGUGAUCUUUUGGAGAGCUUUCUUGUUUGCCAUACUAAAAGAGUUUGACACUUGAA
Messenger RNA from Pogoniulus pusillus (Red-fronted tinkerbird), 3943 nucleotides. It is a transcript of the gene GZF1, whose product is annotated as GDNF inducible zinc finger protein 1. Gene Ontology annotation, biological process: regulation of transcription by RNA polymerase II. The transcript has 7 exons. The record is from RefSeq and is a predicted model, not a curated record. Gene Ontology annotation, cellular component: nucleus. The coding region runs from base 127 to 2277 and encodes 716 amino acids. Gene Ontology annotation, molecular function: protein binding; DNA-binding transcription factor activity, RNA polymerase II-specific. Lineage: Eukaryota; Metazoa; Chordata; Aves; Piciformes; Lybiidae.